AUGUUUGUGAUAGCGGCCGAUGAAGAUAUUCAGGUUCUGUUUUAUUGUCUUAGGAGUUUUCCAAAGGUAAAAAUACACGAGUUGUAUGCGAAGUUGGAGGUCGGUGUCGAUAGUUCUGGGGCAUCAACUCCGGUUCCUCACUCGACUGAGAGUUUUCUGGUGCUAGUACAUUGCUUUGAAAAAAUUCAAAAAAGUAAGAAAUACGGUGUAAAAUUCACUGAUAGAGAACCGUUGAUUGUGUCAACUGGUGUUAAGUAUGACAUGUUUGUGAUAGCGACCGAUGAAGAUAUUCAGUUGUAUGCGAAGUUGGAGGUCGGUGUCGAUAGUUCUGGGGCAUCAACUCCGGUUCCUCACUCGGCUGCCAUGGGCGGUGCCUCUAGUUCGAUGGCUCCAGCCACACCAACUGUUCUGUACAUUGUAUCUUCUUCCUUUGCGACUGAUUUAGACCGUACAGAGGCAGUUGGUUCUGUACCAUUUGAGAGUCAUGGGGUCCGGGUGUUAGAGUUGGAUCAUCUGAAUUAUCAUGGGAAAUGCAAGGAGUUCGACAAAGUUUGUAGUUGGUUGAUUCGCAUCUCGCUUCGUACGCAAAAGGGCACUUGGGAAGUGAGGAGGUACAACAGUUCGUGCACUUGCUUGGCCACCUCCAUUUCGAGUGACCACCGGCAGCUUGAUUACCAUGUUAUCUGUGCGAGAAUCUAUUCGUUAGUUAGGGCGGAUGUUGCGGUUACGAUAAAGGUCUUGCGGGAAGCAACAAAAGCCAAUUAUGGAUUCAGGCCUAAUUACAAGAAGGUUUGGAUGGUAAAGCAGAAGGCAAUUGCACAGAUAUCCGAGGAUUGA
Arachis stenosperma is the source of this 837-nucleotide messenger RNA. RefSeq lists its product as uncharacterized. The transcript has 4 exons. The record is from RefSeq and is a predicted model, not a curated record. NCBI's taxonomy places the organism in Eukaryota, Viridiplantae, Streptophyta, Magnoliopsida, Fabales, Fabaceae. Bases 1 to 837 code for a protein of 278 amino acids.